AUGGCGCCAGUCAUUUUCAUCGUUCCUGGUUUGUGGGAAGGCCCUGUAGCCUUUCAACCGCUGAAGAAAGCACUCGAGAAUGCCGGCUUAUCCGUCUACACCACACAUCUUGUUAGCACCGGCUCUACAGCCGCGGACGGCCUCACAGUACAAGAUGACACUGCUGCUAUUGCCCGAGACCUUGCUGCUACCGUCGAGAUGGCCGGAUCGGAUGGUGUUGUUGUCUUCCUGCAUUCUGCAGGUGGGUUUCUUUGCAGUGCGGCUAUGAAAAAUCUCACUGCCGCUUCAAUGCAUGCUGCCGGCAAGGAGGGUGGUAUCAAACGCAUUAUUUUCAUGUCAUGUGCGUUUGGGCCGGAAGGAUUUGAGACUAAGCCAACAUCAACAAUGCAAUUCUUCAACAACAGCUACUUCACAUGUGUUGACCCUCGAAAUCUUCUUUUCAACGACAUGGCCGAUUUAGAGGCUACAAAAUGGAUCGAUAAGCUGCAGUGCCAGCCAGCCAAAUGGGACGGAGUCACAACAUACUGCGGGUGGCGGGAGGUCCGCAGUCAUUAUAUUAUUCUCGAGAAAGACAAAGCAAUCCUGCCUGAGGUCCAAGAGCAAAUGGCAAAAUUAGCUUCCAGCAAGAUUGUCCGUUUAGAGGCAGGGCAUAUGGCCCAGCUGACGAAGACGACCGAAGUUGCCGAAAUUAUUAUGGGGAUCACCACAGAGUUAUGA
Molecule: messenger RNA, 717 nt
Organism: Penicillium lagena
Lineage: Eukaryota; Fungi; Ascomycota; Eurotiomycetes; Eurotiales; Aspergillaceae
Product: alpha/beta hydrolase
Exons: 2
Coding region: 1-717 (238 amino acids)
Source: RefSeq, a predicted model, not a curated record